AAUAUGAUAUAUAUUUUAAAUACUUUACUGAGAUUUUUUUAGUAUUUCAUAAAUUUAUUGAAAAAUAUAUUUAAAAAUAUUUACAAAAUCAAAAAAGUAUAUGGAACCAUUAUUGUUUUUAGAUCCCCAAUCCAGUAUAUGAAUAAUAAAUAUAAACCGAAAUGACUAGAAUUAUUUAAGUAAAGUUAUUUCUAUUAAUGCUAUAAUAACAUAUAGGAAGUGUGUAUAAUGAAAACAAAAUAAAUGUGACCAAGGAAAAAAUGAUUUUGGUUUCCAAUCACAAACGAUUAAAAAAUAUGAAACUAAUCAAGAAAUGUCAUUUAUGUUAAAUUUUUAGAAGCAAAAUUAAUCCAUUAUAUUUUGUAUUUGGUUGAACCGGGUUUUGUGAUUAGUCUGCUGGUUUUGUGCCGAUUUUGGUUGUUUAAUUUAAAUCUGAGUUUUAAUUCAGCUUGGACUUGGUUUACUGAUUCACUAUUGAACUGGUCUGACCGGCCAGUCCGAUUUGGCUUUCAAAACACUACCUAAUAUAGUAUUUUCCAUAUAUAUAAUAAAUAGAUGUUAAAAACAUAGAGUUAAAUUAUGUUUUAGAUUUUAUAUAAUUAAACUAUGUAUGUUAUACGGUGUCAAGUAUAGAAACCAGUUAAUAUAUAUAUAUAUAUAUACGCUGUUAAGUAUAGACAUAUGAUAUGGUUAUUAUUCUUUUGACUAAGAUGAUAGUCUAUUUAUUAUUUUUGUAUUUGUAUUCGUAUCAUUAUCAAAUUUGUCUAUCAGAUUACUUUAUAUGUAUCUUUUUUUAGCCUCUUUACCAAAUUGCAUGGUGAAUAUUUUAUUGUCUUUCAUUUCGUACUGGAAAUUUAAUCAUUUUGAUUUGACUUGUUUGAUAUGAAAUGUUUGUAAAUUUGUAGUGAAAGCAAUAACUUAGAUGACAGAUCGCUAUCGAUCACGAGAAAUGGUAUGGCCAGAGCAAAGACUUUAAGAAUGGACCAUAAAUUUUGGAAGUGUUACUUUCUUUCUAGUAAUUAUUAUAGACCUCAACCAGAAUUUACUAAAAACAGAAUGACUAAAAUGUUGGUACAAUUGUUUUGUUUUUAGAAGGGAUAAUUGUCAUUAGGCCUAAUUCUGAUGCAAGCUGCAAAACGAAUUCCAAAAGCCUAAUUUGCGUCUCGUGAUUGGUUUUAUAUGAAUAAAAUGAAGAGAAAAUCAUAAAAAUAACUUCAAAAUUUUCGUACGAGUAUGUCUUAUACUCACACCGGACUUGGUCGUCUCUAUCGUAAAUUUUCUUAAAUCAAGACUGAUUAAACAAAUAUGUAAAUAUCAAGGCAGAUAUAAUGAGUAUUGUAAGUGUUGUAGCCAUAUACAUUUUGUUUAGUUUGUCAAAAGUGAGUAGGUUUAUCAAACUUUUGCUGAAUUUUCCAAAACUUAGCACAGAGUUGAUCCUGAGAAUUUGUCAAUUUGAAGGCCGAAGACCAAAAUGAUAAUUAAACCCUUCUUUUUUUGCUAAAUGAUGAUUAAACACUAAACCCCACUAAUUAAAAGAUUUUAUGUUAAUCUAAAACAUGAGAAAGUCUAAUUGUUACAUCUAUACUAUUAAAAGAGAAGAAGUUUUGAAAAAUCUACCUAUGAAAAGUUGUUGGACCUUUUCAUUAGACUUAACUAUUUUUUUUGUCUCACCUUAUAUUUCUCUAAUUAUCUCUAACUAUUAAGAUCUUACCAUAUAUUUCUCUAACUAUAAAAAAUCUACCUACUCAUUAUUAAUUAUUUCUAUUAUAUAUAACCAAAGUUUAUAAGUACGUUUAUAUUCUUACGUUCUCUUUCAGCAGAUACAAACUUUUCAUUCAGCCAAAAAUACCUACAAGAAACAGACUCACAAAAUAAAUAUUUAUUGCUUCACUGUGUCUAUAUUAAUAAUUCUUUGAAGCUUGGUGUUACAAAAUAAAUAUCUACACGACUUCAAAUGGUAAAGGCGAUGAUUCUGAUAAUGGCAUCAUGUACUUGGUGCUUUGAAAAUGUUAUCAUUUACGAAACUAUAUACUCUUCAUGGAUUAUCGGUUUAGGUAGAAAAAUGGUUCUAUAUAUUUUUAAACUUUCACAUAUCAAUAUUUGGUGAAUCUUAAAUAUGUAUUAUAAUUAAUUAAAAUAUAAAAAAUAACAUUUUAAUAAAUUUUCUAUUUUUCAACUUAACAACUUUAAAAUAUCCAAAUAUUUUUAUGUCAUUUUGUUCAUUCAAAAUAUCUAAGUCAAAUAAUUAGCUCAAAAUAUAGUAAUAUACUAAAUCAUUUUCUAGAUUUUUCAUUAGAUAGUAGAUCAACAAUUGUCAAAUACGGAAAUUCAUCGUUACGGGUGAUACUUUAUUUACAUUCUAAUAUAUUGAAUCAGUUAUAACAAAUAAAUGCAUAAAUUUAUUUAUGGAACUUGAAAACAUAUUUUAUUGACGAGAGAUUUAGUUGGAAUUGCACAUCAAAUCUUUACUAUUAAAAAGGAAAAGAUUUUUAAAAAAAUCUACUUAUACAAAGUUGUUAGACUAUUUCAUUAGACUUAACUAUUUUUUUUGGUUUUACCUUAUAUUUUUCUAACUAGAAAAACACUUUACAUAUUUUUUUCUAAUUUAAAUGAACUCAUUUAUUAUUCUCCUAUAAUCUGUUAUAUAAUUACUCUAACAAUAAAUUCCUAUGAAUAUAGACAGAUUAUUCGAACAUGUUUAUACAUAACGUGAUCAUUACCACAUAUAGUUCAAUUAUUCGUAUAAAAUUUUCAAUGGCUUAGUUAUGUUUAAUAUAGGUUUUAAUGGAGAAUCCUCUGGUUUGUAACAAUUUUUUUUCAUUUUUCAGUUCGGUUUAUAUUUUUCGGUUCAAAAAAUAUAUGAUAUGCUCAGUUAUUUAUAAAAAUUCAGCUUAAUUUUAGUUUUUUUUUCCAGUUUGGUACGGUUCAGUGCACGCGGGUAAAUAUACUCAAACCUAUAAAAUAUCUUAUAUAGAUAUUGUAUAAGAAGAAUUUAUUUAAUUUCAAAAAUAAAUUCGCGCUUUCUAAGCGCGGGUCAAAAUCUAGUUUCCUUUAAUUACAAACUUCACCACUAAACUACAAGAAGAUUUUAUAAGAUAUUUAUAAGGAAAUUUCAAAGAUAGUUUCUCCUAUUUUUGAUUUUUUUUCUUUUAAUUGUAAGAUAUUUAUAAGGAAAACUUUUGAAUAGAGAUACUUUUAGGCUUGGGUCCUUUUAUUUAUUAAUUUUAUCUGCUGCCAAAUUAAUAAAAUCUUCUUCUAGUUUAUUUAAAAUCUUCUUGACAUAAAAAAAACUACAAGAAGAUUUUAUAAUUAUUUUGGCAGCAGAUAAAAUUAAUAAAUAAAAGGACCCAAGCCUAAAAGUAUAUCUCUUCGAAAGUUUUCCUUAUAAAUAUCUUACAAUUAAAAGAAGAAGAAAAUCAAAAAUAGGAGAAACUAUUUUAGUGAAUAAAUAUCUAAGUACUUGAUAUAUUCCAUCGUUAAAAUAAUCUUUCGUUUUUAUUUUCACUUAUUUGUGAGAUAUUUUUGCUUGGGUUGAGGUUGUUGUUUUAAGUCAUGUCAAAAUAUAGUACAAGUAUGUGUAGAGUUGUCUUUUGGGACACUUCUAAUUUUAGAAUUACACUUAGCUUUCUUAUUGUCCUUUUUGGAAUUAGCAAGAUCUUUUUUAAGAAAAUUAUCAUCAAAACUGUUAUGAAAAAAAAAUUGUGGCAAAAAUUAGUUCCUAAGCAUAAUAAUAUAGUAAAGACGAAAUUAAAGUUUUUUAUAACAAAGUAUUGAGACAAUGCCUAAAUAAUUUUAUGUGUAAUGAUACUAACGAAUAGUCUAAUUUUGGAUUUUCUAAUUUUAGCAACUUAGUUACUAACUGGAAAUUAACUAAUUAAGUUACUUUAGUCAAAUUAUAUGGGAUUUGGCCAUUUGGGUUAUAUAUACGAACAACUUUUCCAAAGGCCGACAAAGAAUUUCUGUAAGGCAACAUGUUUUGCUUUUGUAUUACUUUUUCUCAUCUUAGAGCAACACCAACUGAAAGAACUCCCUUAUUUAACUAAUUAAAACUAAAUAUUAAAAUUUAGUUCUCAAAAUACAAAAUACAAAAUACAAAAUAUUAGUUUAACAAAAUUUAUUUAACUAAUUAAAAUUUGUUUAUUUAUUUAAAGUUCAGCCAAUACAAAACCAGCAUGUGAACUAUGAAUUCUUACCCAACUAAAUCUCUUAUUUAAAAACUUUUGAACAUUUUCUCUCUUUAAUUUUAAUCACAAGAAAGAAACUCAAUAAAAGCUUCCUGUUCAAACUGCUUAUAUAAUCUUUUUAAUACCUUUCAUCUUACAGUUUAUUUAUGUUUUCGGACGCCUUUGUCUACAGAUAGUUGUUGAAUAGUAAAUAGAACGGAUUAAAUGGCAAACAGACUAAUCGUCAUUUGCAAAAUAUUUAAAAAAAAAUUGCUUAUAUAUCAUUAUUACGUUCAUUCUUUUAUUAAAUGACCCGAUUUACUAAAAAGUAUAAUAUGAAUUCCAUCAUAUUAUGAAAUACUCCAACUUUAAUGAUAACUAGACCCUGAUCCGCGCACCAGCGCGGAUAUGAAGUUUUGGUUUUUGGUUACUUAUUUAACUAAAUGACGUAUUUGUAAUAUUUGAUGUAUUAUAUUCACCAAGUAAAUAUUUUUUUUGGCGUCUUAAACCAUCUAUUUAUGACGAAUAUUUGAUAACAUAUAAAAAAUUGAACAAAUACAACGUAAUUAGAGAAUUGAAGAUGAUAUAUAAAAACAAUGGUUAUUAAUGUAAAAUAUGAAAAAAUAUUAUAUUAUGACUUAGUAAGGCAUAAAAGAUUAUAAAUUAGUUAUACAUGUUUAAAGAAAAUACAAUGAUUUUUAAACUUCUAUGAAAAAUUUAACAUAUAAAAAAAGGCGAUGAAUUGGUUAUCAAAUUGUAAAUAACUUCAUAAUUUUAUUAAUAAUAAAUUAUUUAUAGUUUUUGUUUUGCGUCAAGAUAAUUAUUAAAUGUUCAUAACAUUAAUAUGUUAAAAGACCAUAUUAUGAAAGCCUAUAUUGUAACCGUUUUUUUCGGGAAGUGUAACAAAAAAUUGUUUUUAACUCUUCGUUUUGUUUAAGUUUUGUGUCGGUAAAAAAUAAAAAAAAAUUAUCUAUCUUUUUUAAUGUUCAAUCUCAAGCUUAUUAUGUGAAAAUCAUACGCAAAUAUAGACAAUUGGGUUGAAUCUCUAUAUUUUUAUAUUCUUACAAAAUUUAAAUUUAUUGUUUCUUCUUCUGCAAGUAAAUCAAUUACCGAAGUAAUAGACCAAUUGGUUGGAAUCAAAUCUAUUCUUAUAAAUAGUGUAAUUUUGGUUACAGUUUAUAUAUUUAAUAGGUACAUUAAAGAUACGACAUUGAAGAUAUUUUGUUUUGAUUAAUAAAAUAUAUUAGAUUUUGAGUUUGUAUUUAUUGAUUUGUUUUUUAUAAAGCUUAGAAAAUCAAUAGGAUGAUUGGUUGGUUGAUACAUCCUAUAAAGAAAACGAAAACUAUAGGUGGUUUGAAUGUUGUACAUCGAUCAAUGCAUGAUGUAAGUUGACUCUUUAAAACUUGAGCAUGAUCAUUUCAAACUAAAGUAUAGGUAGGUUAUAUGCAUUUGUUAUAUUGUAGUUAAUAUAUUUUAAAUAUUACAUACGUAAAAUGAUUCACGUUUUCGUAAAAAUCAAAUUCAAGUUCAUUAUUGGGUUGUACUCGUCUGUAAUAAACUAUGUUAAAUAUGUUGUAUUUGUAGGUUCAUUUAAUGACAUUAAGUUUAAUUUGAUUAAAGAAAAUUCAUUAAUUUAACUGAAAAAGACAAGCAUUAAUAUAGAUAGGUUCAUUUAAUGACAUUAAAUUUAAAUUUAAUUAAGAAAAACUCAUUAAUUUAACUAGAAAAGACAAACAUUAAAAUAGGUAGUUUAAUUUAAUUCUCUGUAUCAUGGAAGUGUAAAUAAGUUAGAAAACUUAGGAGUAUUUUUAAUGUGUACUUCUCUUUUAAUAAUAUAGAUUAUUUGGUAAAAACCUAAAAUACGAUAGUAGGAAAAUCAAGUUUAACAAUUUUUUUAUAUAUUUUUGGGAAGAUUACAAAAAGAAUAGAAUCGAUGAGUUUGGUUACAUAUCAAAAGUGUAAGUAAAAAUAUAUAAUUACACUUAAAUACAAAAAUUUAAUAUAAAUACAAGUGUAAGAAAUUUUUUGUUUUAACUUGGGAUAAAAGCUAACAAUUUUUAUAUAAAUAUAUAUCUUUUUCGAAAUAAGAACAUUUUCAAUAAAAUUCAAAAUUUAUGUAUAUUUAAAUAUCCCCAGACAUUAUCUCUAAAGUAAUUUAAAAAAAAAAAUUUGUGUCAUCACCACAUCCAUUCUUAUGAAAACAGUAUUACAUUGCUUAAUGAAAAAUGUGACAUGGUUUCCAUCACAUUAUGAAAGUACAAAUUUUAAUGAUAUAUUUUUGGCAAAAUUUCUAAAAUAAGGUAAUAGCUAAAUUUGGCUUAAUGAUAAAAAAAAUGUUUUCGUAAGAAUCCUAAAAAGAGAUAAUAGGUAAAUUUGGUUACGUAACAAAUGAGUAAUUAAAAAUACAUAAUGAUUGAUAAAAUACUAAAAAUUAAUAGAAAUAAAUUUAGAAUAAAUUUUCCAUUUUAACUUAGAUAAAAUUUAACAAUUUUUUAUAAAUAACUAAGAAAAAGUUAGAUUCAAAAAAAUAUUAUAUAAAUACGAUCAAUCGAGUUUCUAACAAUUUAAAAUUAUUAAAUUUAUUCAUAAAUAUAGAGAUGUAGCGGGUCGCGAUCACAGGUGAAGCAAGGUAGAAGACUGUGGGUGCAUGUGCACUACUAAUUUUUCAGUUUCUGAUCAUAUUAUAAGAGAAAAUGAAAAUAAAUUAUUAUUCCAACGGUUGACUUCAUUUCUAUCUUCAAAAGUUUACUUUCUUCAAAAUGAAGAAAAAAAUAAAGCAACAUUUACUCGAGUGGUUUGCUUCAGUUUUUUCUUGUAAAAUGAAUAUUUCAAAUAUAUUUCAUCUCCAAUUUAUCAUUAAUUACUAGUAAAUACUUAUAUUUAAUAUAUUUACUUACUUUACCUAACUAUUUUGUUUUUACAAUAAUCCAACAUAAUUAUUAAUUAAUAUAAAUUAAAAAAUUUCAUAUAAUAAAUUUAUUACAUAACAAGAAUAAACAAACACAAAAUAUCAUAGUUUGUAAGAAAGCGCCAUAUAUAUAAUUUUUCUAUAAGUGAUUAACAAAAGUGUUUAGAAGUAAGAGAUACGAUUAUUUAUCUUUGAUUCUUUUUAAUCAAGUUGAAAGUUCUUAAAAAUGAAUAUUCAUAUGGUCUUUGAUAUAAACAUCUGAUUAUAUGAAAAUAAUAGUCAAAAUUUUGAAAUUGAUUGGAUAAUAUUAACGUAUAUAAUUAUUUUUGGCAAAAUAUAAGAAUAAGUAAAAAUUAAGGUCGAAUUCACAAUAUAAAAAGUUCAUCUUAAAAAAAUAAAAUAUGUACGAUAGAUCUUCAAAUUUGAAGCAACAUUGUUCACUAUUUCAUUUUGAAGCAAGAAAUGAAGUAGAGUUGGAGCAAAUAUCACUUCAAAAUGAAGCAUAAAGUAGAAAAUGAAGUGGGGUUGGAAAUGGUCUUAGAGUUACACUCAUUCAUCCAUAUUGUAAGAGAGUGUUAUUCAAUCAAUGAUUUAAAAUCAUUAUCAGUGUUUUAUGAACCAACACAUUUUAAAUUUUAUGAUAGUUUAAGUUAGUGAAUUCUAAAAUCUUUACAAUAUUCCUUGAAUUUUAAUUACAAUCAUUUAUUCAUGAGACUUCACAACAAAUGAUUUGAAAUUAAUUUUAAAUACAAUUUUUUUUUAUAAAGUUAAAUAAGACUAGAUUUCAAAUAUUGGAUUUAAAUCAUUUAUUGAAUACUAUUUUAACUAAGAUAUAUAAAUAUUAAAUCCAAUAACAAUAGAUUAUAAAACAGAAUUUAGAAUCAUCAUUUGAAUAACGGUAAAUUGUGUUUUGGAUUUAAACUCCAGUAAAAUAAUUGAACAACACCUCCAAGCUUUGUGCACCCAAUAAAAUCAACAUUAUACGUCACUGGUCGCGGUACAUAUCAAUUCAUCUGUUCUCAACAAAUUUAAAAUAAUUUUUUUUUUGACAUUUUAAUAUGGAUAAUAGUUCGCUAAAUCCAUACGUGUACAAUCCAUCCAAAAUAUAUGAAAAUAGAUUUAAUUCCAUAUCAAUGAGACAAUCAGACAAAAACAAUGAUCUAAAGGUCCAUGUUAGGACUUUGUCAAAAAAAAAGGUCCAUGUUAGGAAUUCUACAUCAGAAAUAAGAAGGGAGCAACAAUACUAUACAGAAUUAUUUAUCAUUUGGUAUUGAAUUAAGAACCUAUGAUUCCUUAUCCUCACAAGUACUAAUGAUGUCCAAUACAAAUGUUAAGUUCUUACGGCAAGCUAAUACUAUCUACUACGUACAUAUAUGUGGGCGCAUCUAUAUUAAAGGAUUUAAUAAAAAUAUUUGGAAUUUUUUUUAUUAACUUGGAGAUAUCCCAAACCUAUAGAAGAAUUCAGACUAAUUCCAAAUAGAUAUGGUAGGUGCAGUUCACGAAAUGGCUACUCUUUCCGGAUAUUCAAAUUGACCCUAAAAAUUAUUUGGAAGUUAGGACAAAUCAUUACUUAUUAUUACGUGUGUCGUGGGCACAUAAUCAACUCAUGUCUCUGCAUGGGUGGGGAAUGUAAACCGGAAUCCAUACAAUGUGGUGUCAUCAUAUGAUCAUAUCAUAUAGUAUAUUCCACGGAGUAAAAACUUGCAUUGAUUUGGAGUGUCAUGAAAGAGCAAAUCAUUUUAAAAGUGUACAAAGACCAGGUCCAUUUGAACACACGGGCCUAACUAAUUAAGGUGGAACACGGAUCCGCAUUGAUUAUGUUGAAAGCUUGCUUUAUAGUAUAAUUUAUUACAACUGCGAUGAGAUUUUUUGUUUUUUAUUUUGGUUAAAAAAUCUAUCUCUUCGGUGAGAUCAUGUUUCUCCAAUCGAUAUCUCUUGUAUCCUCUUUGUUCAUAGUUGAUCAGCGUGUGUUGCAUGUUUUCCAAACGUAUGUAUGGCUAAUCUGAUUGUUUUUAAGACCCGUGAUGAUUUCAAAAUGUGUAUGCAAAUUGUUUUCGCAUCAAAGAUUUUGUAAGAAUCAAAGGUUUUGUAAAAAGCUAUGUUAUCAUGAUAAAAGAAACAGCAUUAAAUAUACCAUAUUGCUACUUUAAUUAUUAUUUUUGAAUGAACAUCUGCUACUUGAAUUCGUCUGAGAUAUAAACUAGUGUUGUUUGCUUUUCUUUUUUGUUCAACAAUAAACUAGUGUUGUUUUCUAGAAACAUGUUAAUACGUUAGCAAGAGACGUUUGUCAGUUAAUUAUGAAUGUCUGAAUGAUUUUUCUGUUGCACGACCAAAUUUACAUUAUUUCUCUCUCUCUCUUCAAAAUAUGCUUCGUGCUUGACUGCUGAGUAAUGGGUAGCUGCAUCUUAUGGAAGGACUCAAGAUCCUGAGUUUUAAUUUGAAAUCGAACUUGGAACUUUUCGUAGCGUAAUCCUAAUUGGACUGGAAUACCCUAACGGAGAUGAUAGACUAGUCACUGGUUGGCACGUAAAUCUGAACAUAUUUUCGUACAUAUACAAACGUAUAUUUGCAAGUAGCCAUUCUUACGAAUUUGGAUUCUAAAGUUACUUCUAUAUCACUAAUCACCAUUUGCAGAAUUCUUCGUACAUUAAGCUAUGAAUUUUUCCGAGUGUUCCACCAAAACAUUUUUCUUCAGUUUAUAGAUAAGCUUAUAUCUUUACAGUCAACUUGGUAUAUAAAUAAAUGAAGAAACUAUAUAUUCAAGACAAAAAAUGUUAUCCAGGAAAUAUUAAGAGCUGGCAUGUUUCUUUAGUUGAAAAGAGCUUGCAUGUAGUUAACUGAAAAUGAUCUCUUCGUCAGAAAUUCACCAUUCAAAAAAUUUAUUCGAGCAUACUAUGUUCCAAAUUUUCUGCUGAUCGAAACUCUAACAGAAUUUUUAACACACAAAAAUAAGCACAAUUGUUAAUUUAGUUGAUACUUAACGAAGAGGAGUCAUGAUAAUAUGGUCCCAUUGGCUUUUUGCUUUUCAAGAAGUAACAAUGGAGGAGGUGAAAAGUUCUAUUGACAACCCAUAAAGUAACCCCAAAAAAAUUGUUAACCAUUUAGAUAUUAAAAACUGACAUUGUCUCUACGUCGUCAUCUUCAUAAAAAGCAUUACAUAUCCCAUGCCCACAUGGGAGGGUAAGCCUUUAACAUUCUCUCUACUUGACGCUAUCAUCCAUUUAAAUAAUGUUAAUUCCCGAGAAUUUUUCGAAGAGUUUUCUUAUUAGUUAUUGAAAAUUUUAUCAUGCAAAAUAUACUUCUCAGAUUUUUUUGGGGGUACAUUGCCGAGAUUUGCUCGGAAUUUUCGGAAAACUAGAGUCCUAAUUCUCAUUGGAAGUGAGAAGUUUUCGUGUAGUGAUCAUUUGGUAACAUUUCUGUCCAAAUUUCCGAUCGAAGUUUUUAGUCUAAUAGUUCGUAAUAAUGUUGCUACAUUGUCAUAAUAUGGAUUUAGACAAUGAAAAACAUAUACACAUAUCCAAAUAAUAAUGAGGAGUAAUUUGUGGAGAAGAAGAUUCUGUGAUAUGAAAUAAUAAUGACUUCGAUUUGUUUUGUUGUGAAAUAGGAUGUUUUUUGUUUCUUUUCCAAAUAUCUGUGGGCUCUAAGUUUCAACCCCGUUUCCUUUAGGUCACAUGUAUGUAGAUUGUAGAUGUAUAUGUAUGCAUAUACUUAAAGAAAGAGAACUGAAAAAGAAGAUGAGUGUAUGCAAAGAAGAUUAAACAAUCGAAAACCAUACAAUGCCUUCUCCAGGUAAGGUGCGAGGUCAAUGAAACAAUUAACAUAAAGAAGAAACCUUUUUCCAGGAAAAUAAGAAAAAGAGAGGAAGCAAAGGCAAAAAAGAAAACUUUUAGGCCUCGGAAAAGAGAGCUGAAACAAAAGUUGAUUUCAGAAAGCAAAACCCUUUGUUUCUCCCUCUUAACUCAUCUCCCUUUCUUCCUCUAUUAGAUAAAGCUGAGACAGCACUAUCCACCAAAUAAAGAGAAAACCUCUAAUCUUCACAUGAAAAAACAAAAGAUUCUUCGAUUUUGCUUUUCUUUUUCAGUAGUCACACAGUAAUAGAGGUACACUUCUUCCAAUACCACAACCGUAUAGAAAAACAAAAAGAGAUUAUUAUAAACCACAUCCGAUGAUAGACUUCGAGAAAAACAUCAACCAUCCCUCUUCAUCUUCCUCCGAUCUCCUCCUUGCCAUCAAUGGAACCACAGUGAACAACAAGAGGAAACGGAGACCAGCAGGGACACCAGAUCCAGAUGCAGAGGUUGUAUCUUUAUCUCCACGAACGUUGCUAGAGUCAGAUCGGUACGUGUGCGAGAUCUGCAACCAAGGGUUUCAGAGGGAUCAGAAUCUCCAGAUGCAUAGAAGAAGGCAUAAAGUACCAUGGAAGCUACUGAAGAGAGAGAAGAAAGAUGAAGAGGUGAGAAAGAGAGUUUAUGUGUGUCCUGAGCCGACUUGUCUCCACCACAACCCGUGCCACGCACUAGGAGAUCUGGUCGGAAUCAAAAAGCAUUUCCGCAGGAAACACAGUGCUCACAAGCAAUGGGUUUGCGAUAGAUGCUCAAAAGGCUACGCUGUUCAAUCUGAUUACAAAGCCCAUCUCAAAACAUGCGGCUCACGCGGUCAUUCCUGUGACUGCGGCCGUGUUUUCUCCAGGGUUGAGAGUUUCAUAGAGCAUCAAGAUACAUGCACCAUCCGGCGACCUCAACCCAGCAAUCCCCCGCGUCCUCUAAAGCAGAACACAUCGUGCCAUGCAACUCCAUCAAUAACCCUUUCGACCACAAGCAUUGGACCUUUACUCCAUGGACUUCCUAUGUUAAGGCCACCACAAGCGUCCCAUCAACAGUCACUAGCUUUCGCUUACCCUCUCGAUGCUUCAUCAUCUUCUUACGAAAGCCUUCAGCUUCAACUAUCCAUAGGAAUGGCCAAAACAUCAUCAAACCUAAAGAGAAGCGAAAAGGGAGAGAUGAGUUUACCAUUGGAGAGAGCGAAUGAGGAAGCGAGGAGAGCGGAUGAAAUGAGACAAGAAGCGAAGAGGCAGAUAGAGAUGGCGGAAAUGGAUUUUGAGAGGGCUAAGAAUAUAAGGGAAGAAGCGAAAGCCGAGCUGGAGAAAGCUCAGUUUGUUAGAGAAGAAGCAAUGGAGAGAAUAAAGACAACAAUCUUGGAGAUCACUUGUCGUUCUUGCAAGCAACUGUUCCAGCUCCCCGUUAUGGCUGAUGAAAGUAAGACGUCUCUUGUUAUGAGUUAUGUUUCCUCGGCGAGAACGGAAGGGGAAUUUGAAUGAUUCUAUACUUCUUCAUAAAUCCCCACAAGGCCGGGCGAAAGGAAAAACAUAAUGGUUUUAAAUGAAAUGAUUGUAUUUUAGUGGUUGCCAUUGUGUGGAUCCAUUUUUUACUAUAUGCAUCAUUUUCUGUGUCCACAGUAAAUUCCGAGAAUUAUUUGAAAUUUCUGUUAAAGAUCUUAUCGGUUAAAAAAAGUUAAUUAAUUUGUUUGUUUUGUAUUUAUCUGAUUUUAGGCUGAUAUUAAUAAAUAUUUUCCCAAACCAAAA
Brassica rapa (field mustard) is the source of this 12652-nucleotide messenger RNA. RefSeq names its product protein indeterminate-domain 16. Gene Ontology annotation, cellular component: nucleus. NCBI's taxonomy places the organism in Eukaryota, Viridiplantae, Streptophyta, Magnoliopsida, Brassicales, Brassicaceae. Gene Ontology annotation, molecular function: DNA-binding transcription factor activity. The record is from RefSeq and is a predicted model, not a curated record.